UCUCCUCUCGUGCGUGCGUGUCGCUCCGCGUGGAAGGCAGAACGCGUCAGGGAACAGCGGGAGUGAGAGAGAAAGAAACGCAAACGUAGGAGGAGGAACGAAGAGAAGAAACAAAUGAAGAGGCCGAGGAGGAGAUCUUCAAGUACGUUUUAACUCGGCCAAGUCAGUUGGCAUUCCGCCGCACCGACUAAUACGAUGGCUUCGUUCGAACACGGUUUCCGCAGCGAUCUCUCCACGAAAUCAAUCGGCCAAUAGUGAAUUACGCGCGCGUCCCGCACGGAUAAACGAGGAUUCAAUCUUCCAGUGGAACGUUGGCACGAUCGAGCGACGAUCCCCGUAUUUCUAUAGUGGGUGUUCGCGCGAACUUUCAUCCGCGAACGAGACACCAAUCCUCCGGAAGACUCGUAAAGUAAAUGUUACGUUGCCAUUGAAACAAACUUUUCCAUAUAACGUGACGAGAAUACGAAACUUUCGUCGAUGAAUUCGCUGGAUCGAGAAACUUUUACAACUUCUCGCGAAAGUACCGACUACGAAGGAUUUCUUUGAACAUCUUUGCUACCGCAGACAACAGGACAACGGCUGAAAAGACGAUCGAUCCAUAGAUCCAGACGAGUUCGUACGCUGGCGACUCGAGAUACGUGAAUCUUUCACGAUCCGUAGAGAAUUGAUUUUAACCAGGGUACACCGAUUCUACCGACGGAAAUUGAUAUUCGUGUAAUACAAUAAUUGGGUUGCCAGGCUUUUCUUCGUCUCGUAUAAUUUGCAUCCUCGCAUUUGACUUCCCGACGCGAAGGGUGAAGAUGCGCGUUGACCCGAGUCACCCCUUUCAAUAAGGGCUGCGGGAAUCUGAGACGAAUCGUAAAUUGAUCGUAACGACGUAACUGAAUCUCGAUCCUAACCGUCGCUAAUACGUUCAGCGAUAAAUCGUAAAAAUUUCCGCGCUGAAACGCCACCACGCGAAAGAAUCUAAGCGCAUCCGUGGUAACCGUUGGUGCACGAUAAGUGCGGCAAAAUUGAUGCACCGUCGUUCGACGAUUACUAUUCAACCAGCGCGUGAUCGUUCGAAUACAAAUGGGGAACAUGAAACAACGAGGGUAAACAGCGCGGUGGAUAAUAUUUUUGGAAAGCCAGUAAAACGUUUUUGGGAGGUCGUAAACACAUUGAGCCGCGGUCGACCGGCACGUGGCAUUCGAGACCUCUAAUUGCCCUGUCACGCUUCACCUCGGCGAUGCUUCAAUUAACGUAUUCGGAUGUAAAUUACGCGUGAAAGGCCUCCCUUAGCCCUCUUGUAUCUUCGUUCCUCCAUAAAUAAUUGUUACAUCUCGGUGAACGACACGACGGUUCCGCUGUAUCCACAGACAGCUCGUUUCCGCAGCCCCCGAAACCCGGGAAAUGUCAUUUUGUGCUUCGUCGGACACCACGAUUACGAGAUUAUCGUGCAACGUUCACCUCGGCGCCGCGAAAUAAUCGAUUUCGAGAACGUGCGAUUCCGCGAGCGCGAAGAGAUCGUGAAUCGCGUCGUUCACCAAAGGGAUAUUAAUCGACGCUUCGGUGAACAAGCCGAACAGGAGGCAAAAUGUUGUGCGCAAAUUCGGAACAAGAAGGAAACAACGGCGUGAUUGCAUCACAGAUCGCGAAUCCUCAUGCUCCGCAAGACUUCACGGUCUCGCGUCUUUUAUCGACGCCGACACAUUCGCUGGAAUGCAGCGAGAGUUCCUCGCCAGCAGCGAGCAGGAGACCUAGAAGAAGCAGGACGACUUUUUCGGCGCAACAGCUAGCUGCUUUGGAGAGGGUCUUCGAAAGGACGCACUAUCCCGACGCUUUCGUCAGGGAAGAGCUGGCAACGCGAGUGUCCUUGUCGGAAGCCAGAGUUCAGGUAUGGUUUCAGAACAGGCGUGCGAAAUUUCGUCGAAACGAAAGAAGUUCUGCUAUUAAUCGGGGCGUCUCCGCGAGCAGGGAAAUGGAAGCCGCUUUACCUUUGCGUCCCAUCAGAGUGACCCACACCCAGGAAAACAACGCGGAAGCGUUACAGACGUCGCAAACGGCUCCGUAUCCGUACAGCGAUUAUUGGAGAUCGUCGCAACAUUUCGCCUCUAUGCAAGCGACGACAACCUGCCAUGGAUUCAUCAACGGUAAUUUGGGAAACGUAAAUCUUCCCUCUUACCACCAAACAGAGAUCCAUGGUGGACUAGACGGUUCGGCGAUGAACAGUCUUAACGCGCUUAGGUUCAGAACGCACCCGUACGGAACCACGUAUUCCGCCAUGCACGCAAGCAUGUAAUCUUAUCUUUACGAAACAAGGAAAUCCAAUCGUAAGGUGCGUUUAUGCUUAUCGGUAAUACCAAAGACACUUUGUCUCGACCGAUAGCUAUUUAUCGAAUACCAAAGCUUUUUAUUUCUAUUACGUAAGAUAAUCGUGAAGCGUCGCGAGAUAAUCUAGCGUUUAAGCACAAAACACAGGGUAAAGAAAGUAACUCGUAAUGUUAUUUUGUAGAAUUGAUGUAGCUUAAUAAAUGAUAAAAAUCGUA
This is a messenger RNA of Hylaeus volcanicus, 2528 nucleotides long. RefSeq names its product paired mesoderm homeobox protein 2-like. Gene Ontology annotation, molecular function: DNA-binding transcription factor activity, RNA polymerase II-specific; RNA polymerase II transcription regulatory region sequence-specific DNA binding. Lineage: Eukaryota; Metazoa; Arthropoda; Insecta; Hymenoptera; Colletidae. Bases 1577 to 2281 code for a protein of 234 amino acids. The record is from RefSeq and is a predicted model, not a curated record. Gene Ontology annotation, biological process: regulation of transcription by RNA polymerase II. The transcript is spliced from 3 exons.